UUGACGAGUGGACGCUGGCAGUUGCCGGUUGUCAGCAACAUUUUCCUCCAUGGCUAGGGUUUUCGGCUCCACUCUACUGGGGCUCGGCGUUACCAGAACCCUCCUCUCUACAUCUUCGAGCUUCUCCUCUCUCUAUGCACCUUUGCUUCUCCAUAGCCAAUGGCGUCGGUUCUACUCGUCGGGCUCUAGGGUGAGCAUGAGCCUCAAGGCAGGCAUCGUCGGCCUUCCCAACGUCGGCAAGUCUACUCUUUUCAAUGCUGUUGUUGAAAAUGGCAAAGCUCAGGCUGCAAAUUUUCCUUUUUGCACCAUUGAGCCAAAUGUUGGAAUUGUUGCUGUACCAGAUCCACGCUUGAGCGUUCUAUCUCAACUGAGUAAGUCCCAACGCAUUGUACCAGCCUCCAUAGAGUUUGUUGAUAUUGCUGGUCUGGUAAAAGGAGCCAGUCAAGGAGAGGGAUUAGGUAAUAAAUUUCUUUCCCACAUUCGUGAAGUGGAUUCCAUACUUCAGGUUGUACGCUGUUUUGAGGAUAAUGACAUAGUUCACGUCAACGGAAAAAUUGACCCGAAGUCAGAUAUCGAUGUUAUAAACCUAGAGCUGAUUUUCUCAGACCUUGAUCAGAUAGAGAAAAGAUUGGAGAAACUUAAGAAAGGCAAGGCGAAGGAUACACAAUCUAAACUGAAGGAAGAAACGGAGAGGUCAGCAUUGGAAAAGAUUCAGAAGCUUCUCAUGGAUGGAAAGCCUGCAAGAUCUGUUCCUUUAACAGACUUUGAGAAAGAUUCUAUACGUCAUCUUUGUUUGCUUACCAUGAAACCUAUCAUAUAUGUUGCUAAUGUGGCUGAAUCUGAUCUUUCUGACCCAAAUAACAAUCCACACGUCAAAGAAGUAUUGAGACUCGCUUCUGAGUUGCAAUCCGGCCUAGCAUCAAUUUCAGCACAGGUUGAAUCUGAGCUCACGGAGCUUCCAUUAGACGAGAGGAUAGAGUAUCUAAAGUCUCUUGGUGUGAGUGAAAGUGGAUUAGGAAACCUCAUAAGAGAGACAUACGACCUAUUGGGACUCAGAACUUACUUCACAUCAGGGGAAAAGGAAACAAAAGCUUGGACAGUACUUGCAGGAAUGACAGCACCACAAGCUGCUGGAGUAAUACAUUCGGAUUUUGAGAAAGGCUUCAUUCGUGCAGAGACUGUAUCCUACGAUGAUUUUGUUGCAGCUGGUUCUUUGGCUGCUGCGAGGGAGAAAGGCCUUCUGAGAUCAGAAGGCAAAGAGUACAUUGUUCAAGAAGGAGAUGUCAUGCUUUUUCGGUUUAAUGUCUGAUUUAUACCAACAAAAAGCAGAGCCACCAAGACAUGAAUCAGCUAUCUUCUUCCUUCCAUUCAUAAGUUGCCACAAAAUAGCAUUUUUUCAGUUAAAAUCUCCUCCACUCCUUCCAGCUUAAGAUAAUAAUUACUGUAAAUGUUAUUUAAAAACUUUAUCCUUGGAUCACAUGUCAAAUUAAAUUAUUGCAACUUCUGACUUUUUAUUGUUUUAAAGGGAAGAGGGAAAAGAUGGUGUGAUUGCUUUAAAGCUAAUCAGGCCCUCACCAAAGCAGUAAUUCUUCGGUGGUUAGCUUUUCGUGGACUUAUCCAUGAUCACGACAAAUUAAAAGAUCCCUCUUAUUCCAGCUCUGUAUUUUUUUGUUAGAAAGAUUACAUACACAACUGAAUUAUUAAUGAUUCCUAUGUAAUCACAUAUCUUAAUCCUAAACUUCAACUUUUACAUAUAUGCCACCUUAUUUAAGCAUGAAAUGGUGUGUCUCAUUUUUUUUAAAAGUUAGACAUAGUGGUAUUUUUGUUAUGUAAUAUGUGUUGUAUUAGAGGGUUAU
Phalaenopsis equestris is the source of this 1856-nucleotide messenger RNA. RefSeq names its product ribosome-binding ATPase YchF. The record is from RefSeq and is a predicted model, not a curated record. Bases 50 to 1309 code for a protein of 419 amino acids. Gene Ontology annotation, molecular function: ATP hydrolysis activity; ATP binding; GTP binding. Gene Ontology annotation, cellular component: cytoplasm. The transcript has 11 exons. NCBI's taxonomy places the organism in Eukaryota, Viridiplantae, Streptophyta, Magnoliopsida, Asparagales, Orchidaceae.